Molecule: messenger RNA, 1654 nt
Organism: Rhipicephalus sanguineus (brown dog tick)
Lineage: Eukaryota; Metazoa; Arthropoda; Arachnida; Ixodida; Ixodidae
Product: UDP-xylose and UDP-N-acetylglucosamine transporter
Exons: 11
Coding region: 265-1254 (329 amino acids)
Biological process (GO): transmembrane transport
Cellular component (GO): Golgi membrane; endoplasmic reticulum membrane
Molecular function (GO): UDP-N-acetylglucosamine transmembrane transporter activity; UDP-xylose transmembrane transporter activity
Source: RefSeq, a predicted model, not a curated record
UUGUGUGGCGUGGGUUGCUGGCUCGCUGGUUCCCAUUCAUUUAAGGUGCUAUUAAGUGUCUGCAGUUCGUGGAGAGCCCUCAGCCUACACAGAUGCGGUGAUGAUGACACGUAUACAUAACGAACAAUGAAGCAUGUGGUGCUAGAUCGGACAGUUUAAUGAGUGCAUUGAGCUCGCGCGGGAAGUGAUGUCUGCAAGUUUCGGAGGGAUCCACACAUCCGCAGUUUACGGUUAAUAACUGUUGUCGUCUACUCUAACGUUGCCAUGGCGAUUCACGUUAUAGUGGCGACAGUUUUCGUUUUCUUGGGAUGUUGCACAAACGUCUUCUUCCUCGAACUGUUGGUCAAAGAGCAUCCAGGAUGCACCAAUUUGAUCACAUUUUCACAAUUUCUCUUCAUCGCCAUAGAAGGAUUCGUAUUUACGACAAAAUUUGGCAAGAGGCGCCCCGUCAUUCCACUCAAACAUUACGUCACGUUGGUCGUCAUGUGUUUCUUGGUCAGCGUUUCUAACAAUCAUGCCCUUUCAUAUGACAUCUCAAUGCCCCUGCACAUGAUCUUCAAAUCUGGAUCACUUAUCGCAAACAUGGUACUAGCCAUCAUUCUACAGAAAAGGAGGUACCCACUCUUCAAGCACCUUGCUGUGUAUAUGAUAACUCUUGGCAUUGUGAUAUGCACCAUAGCUUCAGUGGGUGGUGGCAAGGCAAAGGAAGCGGGGACUGCCAAGACGGAAGACGGCAGUGUUUACACCAAGUGUGUUGGCAUAGGUCUUCUUUUGUUUGCUCUGCUGCUGUCAGCUCGCAUGGGUAUUUAUCAAGAGACUCUCUACGCCCGCCAUGGCAAGCACCCUCGUGAAUCUCUCUUCUAUGUACACGCUCUGCCACUGCCCGGGUUCCUCCUCCUUGUGCCCAACAUUUAUUCACACGCCGUGCUCUUCAACCAGUCCGCACCGCUGCCAUUCCCCAUGUUGGAAAUCAUACCAAGGUCCUGGAUAUACCUCCUUCUCAACGUCAUCACUCAAUAUGUGUGCAUACGGUCGGUGUACGUGUUGACAACAGAGUGCUCGUCGCUGACUGUGACACUGGUGAUCACGCUGCGCAAGUUCGUCUCGCUGCUCCUGUCGAUCUACUACUUCCAGAACCCAUUCACACUCAUCCACUGGUUUGGCACUGUGCUCGUGUUUGCGGGAACCUUGCUCUUCACGGGCGUGUUGUCGCCGGCACCCACAGUCACGGAGUCGCGUUUGAAAACGCAGUAGGACACCAUUGUGCCUUCAGUGUUCAUCCCACUGCACUGGGUGUGGCUUUGUCGUUUUCUGCUAUGGCGAUAUCUCAAUCUGUACUCUUGUCUAAGCAGACUGUAGUCUCUUUCCACUAGUUCCAUGCAGUACAGCAAAAGCUACAUUUUGUUUUAGCCAAUUUGGAACAAGAGCCGACUACUGGAGAGAAGAGUGCUUGCACUAAUCCUAGUUUGAUCCUUCUAUUAGCAUCGCAGUGCACAGAAGUGGAUUAGCGAUGAAUGGACCAGUCCUUCUGAUUGGCUAAAUAUUCUCUCUGUUUGGAGUUGAUGAGGUGAGGUGCAUUAUGUUGCGUCAAGUCAAGGCAAGCUGUUAGAAUAUAUCCUUGAUGCCUUGGUAAGAGGAAAACAGGUAUAAAAAG